GGGCAAGCCUCCAGCCGUCGCUCCAGUUCCCUCCUGUCUCCCGGUCCAACUCAACUCUUGCCUUUUCCCUGCUUCCAUCGUCUCCUGCUCCUCAACUGCUGCAGGAUACAGCGUGAGGGAGCCGCGCAGCGCCGACGCCAAUGAGCACUCGGGGCAGCAGCAGGGCGAUGUACACCGGCCUGAUCAUCCUGUUGCUCGCUGUCGGCGCAGGCAUCAACUUCGGCAACUGCGACGGAUUAUCCGGCCCACUCCUCAGCUUCGUGGGGGUUGUCGCCGGCGCCAACAUGAUCGCCGCCGGCGUCAGGACGGCCGACGACCCAGCAGCACCCAUCGACCCCGCGCCCGCAGCGUUCGCCGGUGCACGUGCGUUCAUGCGGCGCAACCUCGCCGUCGUGGGGCUCGUCAUGGUUUCCUCUGCUUCCACAGCGGUUGCGGGGGAGACAGGCCCGGCGUUCUCCUUCAUGAUGUUUGUCCUGCUGGUGUUCGGGGUCUCUCUGAUCAACAUCGGAGUUCAUGGCACCUAGUCUGGUGUGUCAGCUUCGGUCCGUUGGUGCUCGCAUCGUUCUUCGUACGUUGACGUUCCCCUCAACUAUCUGUCAGUAAUCGCCGCCUCUGUCCACGGAUGGUUUUCAAGUAACAGCAAUAAAGGAAAUGGAAUUGGAAUUGGAA
Molecule: messenger RNA, 669 nt
Organism: Setaria italica (foxtail millet)
Lineage: Eukaryota; Viridiplantae; Streptophyta; Magnoliopsida; Poales; Poaceae
Exons: 2
Coding region: 141-524 (127 amino acids)
Source: RefSeq, a predicted model, not a curated record